AUGUCUCGUCCAAGACAUGCUGAUGAUAUUUUGAAUAUUAAUGUUGGCGGGAAAAAAUACACGGUUCGCCGCACUGACAUGCUCGCUGAUCCAAGAUCUAAGCUUGCUGAGUGGUUCAAACCUGGAACUCUGAAGCCAAUUGCAACGGACAAGGGUGGUAAUUAUUACCUGGACCGUGACGCCAAGUGCUUCCGUCACAUUUUGGCGUAUCUUCGUUUGAAAAAGGAGAAAUUCGUUCCAUCGCUGGCCCUGCCAAGCAAACCGGAUGAUCUUGCCAAAUUGGUCGGUGAGUGUGAGGCGUUGAAUUUGGCGGAGCUCAAAGAGCUCGCCCUCGACUUACUUCAAAAGUACCAGAGAACCGAGGAGCAGCACUACGUCACCUCAUACGUUCAAGUCACUCUUCGCGACUUUGAAAGUUGGCAAUUCGAGCGCGAGCAGAACCAAAUCGCUCUCAAGAAGAAGCCAACCAAUGAAGAGGAGUACCAACCAAACUCAGCGUAUGAUGAGUGGGAUAAUUUGUAA
Caenorhabditis briggsae is the source of this 522-nucleotide messenger RNA. Lineage: Eukaryota; Metazoa; Nematoda; Chromadorea; Rhabditida; Rhabditidae. Gene Ontology annotation, biological process: protein homooligomerization. The transcript has 5 exons. The record is from RefSeq and is a predicted model, not a curated record. The coding region runs from base 1 to 522 and encodes 173 amino acids.